Messenger RNA from Capsicum annuum, 1605 nucleotides. RefSeq names its product RNA polymerase II-associated protein 3. The record is from RefSeq and is a predicted model, not a curated record. The transcript is spliced from 11 exons. NCBI's taxonomy places the organism in Eukaryota, Viridiplantae, Streptophyta, Magnoliopsida, Solanales, Solanaceae. Gene Ontology annotation, molecular function: protein binding. Bases 252 to 1418 code for a protein of 388 amino acids.
AAACCGACCCACACGGCACGCCCUAGUAUAGUUUAUUUAAAAAAAAAACGUUGAAAAAGAAUAGUCACUUCUCUUAUCUCUUAAAAUAUUUGAUGAACGAGUAACAUCCAGAACCCUCGAUGGCAAGGGUUCCAACUAAGCACUCGCUGGCGACCAAUUUCAGGACAUGCAGAGGCUCUUGAAAAACAUAAAGGAUUAAGAAGUAUAACAUACAGGAUUGGGAACUAUCACUGAAGGCUAAAGACAAAAAGAUGAAAUUGCAGGCUCGUGGCAAACAGACUUUGAGAGAAGACUGGAGCCAUACUAGUGAACUUCCUACUAGUCCUCAAGUUAACGGGACACGAGUUGGCAAACCUACCUCGAUUGGAAGUGCUGCUGGUCCAUAUAACUAUUCUGAAAAUUACAAUCCAAUUAGCCAUCUAUCAAGUGAACUGGUAUCAGAAGAGAACAACAUCAAUGCCAAUUCAGAGAAAGAGCUGGGAAAUGAGUUCUUUAAGCUGAAAAAAUUCAAUGAAGCCAUUGAUUGCUAUUCUAGAAGCAUUGCACUUUCACCAACUGCAGUAGCUUAUGCCAAUAGAGCGAUGGCUUAUCUUAAAAUUAAAAGGUUUCAAGAGGCAGAGAAUGACUGCACAGAGGCCUUGAAUUUGGAUGAUCGCUACAUUAAAGCUUAUUCUCGCCGUUCAACUGCUUGGAAAGAACUAGGGAAAUUGAAAGAAUCAAUUGAAGAUGCUGAAUUUGCGUUGAGGUUGGAACCACAGAACCAAGAGAUCAAGAAGCAGUAUGGAGAAGUUAAGGCUCUGUAUGAGAAGGAGAUUCUUAAAAGAGUAUCAGGAGCAACAGGAGUUUUUGCACAAGGGGCUCAAAUAUCUGGAAAGACAAUUAAAUCUGGCCCUGUAAUCGAAUCUGUAUCAAGUAGUUCUCAAAAGCUGGCUGAAGUUCGGACAAUUCCUGCCAAGAAAACUCAGCAAGAACUUGAUGAAUCUGUCCAAGAGCUUGCUGCUCGAGCAGCUGAUCUUGCCAAGACUGAAGCUGCAAAAAAUAUUGCAGCACCAAAUUCAGCCUAUCAGUUUGAGGUUUCUUGGCGGGGACUUUCUGGUGAUCGUAAUCUGCAAACUCAUUUAUUGAAGAUCACUUCACCUGCAAUGUUACCCCGUAUAUUUAAAAAUGCAUUAUCUGCUUCGAUGCUCAUGGACAUUCUAAGAUGUGUUGCCACAUUUUUCAUUGAAGAUAUGAAUUUGGCAAUUAGAUACCUGGAAGAUCUGACAAAGGUCCCAAGGUUCGACAUGAUCAUCAUGUGCCUUUCAUCCACCGAUAAAUCUGAACUUCUGAAGAUGUGGGAAGAGGUCUUCUGUAAGGGAGCCGGGGGGCACACUGCUACACUUGGUGCGCUUUGCUUCAAGUAUGGCCUAAAACAGUGAUGGAGCCUUUUCUGGUGCAAUUAAUGCGGGGAAGCUGACAUUCUUGUAUUAUCAUCAGAUUGUUUAAUUGUACGAAGCGAACAUGUAUAUGGAUAUAGUUUGGUAUUGAAAUGGGAAUAUCCUUGUUGAAAUGUUGUACGGUAUUGUCCUGUAUAAUAAGUGACAAUGAAGCCUAUUUCAUGGUCAA